Molecule: messenger RNA, 942 nt
Organism: Gaeumannomyces tritici R3-111a-1
Lineage: Eukaryota; Fungi; Ascomycota; Sordariomycetes; Magnaporthales; Magnaporthaceae
Exons: 2
Coding region: 1-942 (313 amino acids)
Source: RefSeq, a predicted model, not a curated record
AUGGCUUCCAAAGACAAUGGCAUCACGGCCCUCAACCCACCCAAGGGGACCGACCUCUCCCUCGUCGUCAUCUUUCUUACCCUGGCCCUCUACAGCGUCACGGAGCUUAUCUUCGUCAUACCGACAACCUUCAAGCGGCGCGGCGGGCAAUACUUUUGGUUCUUUGUGCUCGCAACGUGGUCCAUAGUGCCAUACUCAGUUGGGUUCAUGCUAAAGGGGCUCGCGGUCCUACCCCAGGCCAUAUAUCUCUGGGUCGUCUUUUGCUACAUGGGCUGGGUUGGCAUGGUUCUUUUCCAGUCGCUGGUCAUGUGGUCGCGCCUCCACCUCAUCGUCAACAGCCCGCGUCGGCUCCGGCUCAUCCUUUAUAUGAUAAUAUUCGACGCCAUCAUAUGCGACGUGCCGGUCGCCGUGCUGGCCUUUGGCUCCAACAGCCCCCACCCGGAGCACUUUGUGUCCAUCUACGCAUUCUGGGAAAGCAUGCAUGUCACGAUAUUUGCCCUCCAGGAGCUGAUCAUCUCGGGCGUCUACGUGUGGGAGACGUCCAAGCUGCUGCGGAUCGGGCGGGACAACGGCGCGACAUUCAACCUCCCGGCGCGGAGCAAGGUCUUGAGGCACCUGAUCUACGUCAACAUCAUCGUCGUGGUCCUCGACGUCCCGACCCUGGCCAUGUACCGGCCCGCGUCCACGCUGCCCAUCUUCGGCGGCAGCAGCCGGCCGGUCGGGGCCGCGGCGACGUCGACCUCGGGCCCGACGACCCUCAACUCGCGAUGCGACCCGCUCCGGAGCCCGAGCACGCUGCACAGCCCCCGGCCCCCGGGCUCGCUCAGGUGGCUGUCGCGCCGGUAUGGGCGCAACGCCGAGCUGGACGCCACCGGGACCGGCCCGAGCAUCAUCUUGCCCAAAGUGGAGGACGGCGCCGGCGAGGCUGUGCGCGCCAUCUAG